AUGAUAAAAGAAAUUGUACAGAAAAGCCCUACUAAAAUUGUAAAUUUUGAGCCUUCCUUAAAUGAGAACAGAAGAAAACUUUCAAUUAAUUUUUAUGUAAGAGCUUUAACAAAUGGAGAAAAAAGGGAUCAUAAAUGGCUUGUGUAUUCAAAAUCUAUUGAAAAAGAUUUUUUUUCUUUUUGUUGUAAACUUUUUGAAUUUUCUUCAAGUAAGCUGUCAAGCAAUGGACUCUGUGAUUUGGUUCAUUUAGGGAAUUGGCUUCAAGAAGGAACAUUGGCAUUGGGUUCUAAAAAGAAUUAUACACACCAUCAGGUACCUAGCACAACAAAAUAUGGCCUUAAGGGGAACCAGCGACGAGCUCUAUCAAGAAAAUGA
Messenger RNA from Schistocerca gregaria, 375 nucleotides. RefSeq names its product zinc finger MYM-type protein 5-like. The transcript has 2 exons. NCBI's taxonomy places the organism in Eukaryota, Metazoa, Arthropoda, Insecta, Orthoptera, Acrididae. The record is from RefSeq and is a predicted model, not a curated record. The coding region runs from base 1 to 375 and encodes 124 amino acids.